UACCCAUAUUUGUUGUUCAUGCAGCUGGCUGUCCUAGCUAAUUUCCUACACACAAACAUCAUGCCUCUUAGUCUUAGAUUCACCAUUAAUCUCUUCUUCCUCUUAUGCCCAAUCAUAGUUCGCUCCGACGCCCACGCGGACUUGGACGCGUGGGUUUCGUGGCACGUCCGACGUCACAAGCAGCAGAAAUCCGUAGCCGUUACCCAAGAACUGAACGACUUGAGGUGGAAGGCCGAGUCGAAUAGAAUGGAAGUGAGCGUGAGCCAGGAUGGGAGCGCCGAUUUCAUCACCAUAAAUGACGCGCUCAACACCAUUCCUCUUCACAAUACUCGUAGGGUUGUCAUACGCAUAAAUUCCGGCCUCUACAGAGAAAAGGUGAAUAUCCCAAAAACAAUGAGUUUCGUGACGUUGGUGGGAAAUGCGAGUGACCCUCCGACUAUCACCGGAAACGACACCGCAUCGACGGUGAGAGGAAGAGAUGGGACGCCGCUGAGGACAUUUCAAAGUGCUACUGUUGCCGUUGAUGCUGAUUAUUUUACGGCAAUCAACGUCAAAUUUGAGAACACGGCGCCGCACGUGGUGGGGACGAGGGGCGGACAGGCGGCGGCGCUGCGUAUAUCGGGGACGAAGGCGGCGUUCUACAACUGCAGCUUCUACGGCAGCCAAGACACCCUCUACGAUCACAAGGGCCUUCACUACUUCAACAAUUGCUUCAUUCAAGGCUCCGUCGACUUCAUCUUCGGCUACGGCACAUCGCUCUACGAGAAUUGCUAUUUGAAGUCGGUGACGCAGAAGGUGGCGUCGGUCACAGCUCAAAAGCGGUCGAACUCGUCGAUUGGGAGCGGAUUUUCGUUCAAGAAUUGUACGGUGACGGGGAGCGGGUCCAUCUAUUUGGGAAGGGCAUGGGGAGAUUAUUCGAGAGUCGUGUUUUCCUACACGUUUUUGGAUAAAAUCGUGCUUCCCCAAGGAUGGAGCGACUGGGGCAAGAAAUCCCGCGACCAGAAAGUGUAUUAUGGUGAAUAUAAAUGUAGCGGAGGAGGGGCUAACGUGACGGGGCGUGUAGCGUGGGCGAGGGUGCUCACAGACGAAGAGGCCAUGCCAUUUAUUGGCACUUAUUAUAUUGAUGGCGACACUUGGCUUAUAAACCCUUCUACCUAUCACCUUUGACUUUUUUGAAACCCCAAAUUUAUCUUCUCUUUCAUUUAUUGGUACUCUAUCACUGAAUUUCAUCAUUCCAUUUCUAAUGAUAAAAUGUUGAUGGGAUUGAAAAUACUCCAUAUGUGUACUUGGAAUUGAAGUGAUCUUAAUGUUGAUGGGAUUGAAAAUACUCCAUGUGUACUUGGAGUUGAAGUGAUCUUAAUUUGAAGUCGUAUACAUA
Messenger RNA from Salvia miltiorrhiza (redroot sage), 1378 nucleotides. RefSeq names its product probable pectinesterase 53. The coding region runs from base 19 to 1167 and encodes 382 amino acids. Lineage: Eukaryota; Viridiplantae; Streptophyta; Magnoliopsida; Lamiales; Lamiaceae. Gene Ontology annotation, biological process: cell wall modification. The transcript is spliced from 5 exons. Gene Ontology annotation, molecular function: pectinesterase activity. The record is from RefSeq and is a predicted model, not a curated record.